AGUUGCCAAAGAUCACUGAUUCAGAUAUUACAUUAACCAAAAGAACUUCUAGAGGGAGGAGGCCACACCAAAAGAACUUCUGGAGCCAGCAACCGCUGAUUUGCAGAGGGCUCACCCGCCGGGGCCAGCGACCAAGGUUGCUAACUUCAUAACUUCUCGUAAACAAAGAUUCAUUUGCAAAAUGCCUUGUCCCAGCCAACAGUCUGCUAAAGGAAAAGAAGUGGUAAAUGAACAUAACAACACAAAGAGCGCUCCAACAGGCUUGGUAAUACAUGAGCCAUCCAACUCAAGAACCUUGAGUGGAACAUCCUCAGAUGAUGAAGAUGUUCUAAACGAGUUAGCUGCAAGUUUUCCUACUCACAGUAUCCUCACAUCGAUCAAAGGCUUUGAACAAGGAGAGAGCUCGAAGGGUAUUGAACAAGAAUGGACAAGAUGAGGUCACUGAAGCGUAAGAGAGUUGAAGCGCCACGCAUCCCAACACUUGAGGAUGUGCAUCCUUACAGUAGGUGGAAUUUGUGUGUCCGAGUGUACCACAAGUUCCAUGUGGAGAGGUUGGCUUCUGGUAGAAAGCGGCUUAACAUGGUGUUAUUGGAUGAUAAGGGUAAGAAAAUGGCCGCUGUAGUAUAUGAUGACGACGUCGAUCGGUUUGAUCCUUUGCUCGUAGAGGGGCGGGUAUAUUAUGUGUGGAAGAUGCUUGCAGAACCAAUUAUGAGGAAUCAGGAUUAUUUGUUUGCAGAUAGUCAAUUUGUGUGCCAUUUCAGCUCAGUGACAACAAUUAAUGAGUUGAGAAAUGUGAAUGAGCGCUUGAUCCCAUUGUUCCCUGCGUUUAUUCCUUUUGACAGAGUUUGGGAGUUCACCCUAGAUAAUGAUACAUAUGUUGAUGUUAUUGGCAUGGUUUUAUUUGUAAGUUCUAUGGGAUAUAAAGACGGUUUCUACAAUCGGAGGAUCCCAGUGAGAAAUAUUGUUCUGCUAGAUGACACCUAUAAUAUUGUCAAGUUAGUUGUAUGGGACAAGUUGGUGACUAAUAAUCUAAGUGCAUGGGAAAAACUCGCCGAGGAGCGUGCUAUUGUUGUGGCAACAAUGUUACGUGCAGAGCGCAUCGAUCGUGGCCUGCAUCCUACAGACUUUAGUAGGAUGCACUUUAACCCGAACAUCACAGCAGCGCGUGAAUUAAGGCAGAGGAUCAAUAAUGAUCUUGCUGGACAAUCACCUCCAUGAAUCAAAAGAAGAUGAAGAAUGGAGUCGUGAAGCAAAAGUGAAGUCUUAGAAUAAUAGGAUAAUGUGUUACUUAAGCUAGGUUGAGCUACUUUUGAACCGUGUUGCUUCACUUUGCUUAAUUUUGGGUGUACGGUGCCGUGGACAAUGAUGGAAAGUGCUUUUGUGAUCCUUGUUGUAACUGAAACUGAGUUUCACUUUUGAAGUCAAAUCUUAAGGUAGUGUAAUGCCAAGAC
This is a messenger RNA of Triticum aestivum (bread wheat), 1451 nucleotides long. RefSeq names its product replication protein A 70 kDa DNA-binding subunit. The record is from RefSeq and is a predicted model, not a curated record. Lineage: Eukaryota; Viridiplantae; Streptophyta; Magnoliopsida; Poales; Poaceae. The coding region runs from base 424 to 1218 and encodes 264 amino acids. The transcript is spliced from 8 exons.